This is a messenger RNA of Clunio marinus, 405 nucleotides long. NCBI's taxonomy places the organism in Eukaryota, Metazoa, Arthropoda, Insecta, Diptera, Chironomidae. The record is from the annotation of a GenBank genome assembly.
UGAACUAAAUAGGGUCAAAAUAUGUCCCGGGGCAAUGAUCCAUACACAUUCAUCAUGGAAAUAUUGUGAUACAUUGUGGAGAGAAGAUGAGUGGAUGGGGUUGAAGGGGACGAAUGGAAAAGGAAAAUCGAUUAUAAAAUAUGCUGUAACAUGUAAGCAAGAAAAUGAAAAAUAUUGCAAAACCGAUGCUUGACUCAACUCAAGGCUUAGACUUCCUGUAAACAUUUUUUUUCGAAUAUUUUCUUUCGCUUCCCAAAACGAAUAAAUCACAUCUGAAAUAUUUAUUUAUUACAACGAGAUUUGUUUCUUUUUAAGGAAGUCUUCAUUUUCUUCUCUUUUAAGAAUCUAAACUUGAAUUUAUCUUAAAUAGAAAUAAAAAAAUAUGUGAAGAAGUUUAUGUGUGUG